This is a messenger RNA of Centruroides sculpturatus (bark scorpion), 2182 nucleotides long. RefSeq lists its product as uncharacterized. Bases 283 to 1674 code for a protein of 463 amino acids. The transcript is spliced from 2 exons. NCBI's taxonomy places the organism in Eukaryota, Metazoa, Arthropoda, Arachnida, Scorpiones, Buthidae. The record is from RefSeq and is a predicted model, not a curated record.
GCUUUAGCGUUUAUCAGGAAUUUUUAGCACACAAAGGAAAUAUAAAGAUUUAUGUACUUUGCACAUUCAAACUCUAAUUUAUGUUUAUUAAUUGGUGUUGUACAGUACAAUGCAUUUUGUAAAGGAUGGGCAAUUUGGUUUUUUAUCCAUCCUGGUAUUGUUGUUCCUUCUUACAUUAUUGCAUUUCAAUAAAACGAAUCAUGUGAUUUCAUUUAAUCGGCAGAUCUGAAUAAGAACGGAUAGAGCUGUACAGUAAUUUGAAUGAAGACAACUUAAAGCAAAAUGAAAUUUUACCAGAGGAAUGAUAAUAAUUCUGAUUUUGAAUCAUCUUCAGAACAUUCAGCACACAUAACAGAAAAUUAUGGGGAGUGUAAAAUAGUAGACAUUAUAAGUUUCCGACAAAACGAUGAUAAAAAUGAUUCACAAUCUACAUUAUUUUGUACUGCCGUUUUAUCAAAACCGUUUAGCUCCCUUACCAGUCUCAGUAUGAAUUACUUAAAAAAUUAUUGUAUAGAACAGAUAUCAGAUGAGAAAAAAGGCAGCAUUACUAAGCAUUUGCAGCAACUGGAAAAUUUAAGUUAUGAUCCAAACAAGAGCAAGAGUUUAAAUCAGAAUAAUGACAUUGAUUUUGAUUCUACAUCUCAUUCACAAAAUGAAUAUAUUUUAAAUAAAGAAAUGUCACCUUUAAAACAUAUAUCUGAUAACAACAAAAUGCUAACUGAAACAGAAGAAUCAGAAAUUGGGGCAUUGCAAUCAGAAUCUGAAAUUUGGGACAUUGUAAAUUCAGUAUUAAAAGAGAUAUACAAGAGAAAUGAAAAGACUUUUUCUGAUAGCAAUACAUUAGAACAGACUGAAUAUGAAACUUUUGAAUCACAAUACACUUCAACUCUAAUGGAAUCCUGUUUGACAAAUUUCAUUAAUAAAUUUAUUAAACUGGAUAAAAAUGUAAGAAAAACGCUAAAGAAAAUAAUUACUAAUAUUUUAAUUACUUAUUUUACUCAGUCAGAUGAUUUAAUUGUGGAAUCUAUUACCAAAACAAUUGUAAACAAUGCAAAACUUUUACAAGGAAAUCAAUCACAUCAUCAGAAUAAUAAGUCAUAUAUCAAUACUUUAUUCAAUGACAACCACAAAACAAAUCCUGAAAUGGGUUUCAUUCAUAAACUCCUUUUUGAAAUGGUAAUUCAAACAUAUGAAAUUUUGGAAAAUGUAGAUGAAAUCUGGACAAAUACAUUAGUAAACUCUUCUGAUACAAAGAAUUUAUCUUCAUUUUCUGGUCCAAAAAAUCCUAUGAAUUUAAAGAAUAAAGAUGAACAUCCCCCAUAUACUUUAAUCCCUAAGGAAGAUGAUGAUAGCUGCCAUUUUCCCAUUAUCUACCUCAAAAGUAAAAACAGCACUAUUAGAGAUGAUACUUGGAAAUCUUCGAGUUUAAUGUCCAAUGCAUUCUCUAAUAGAUCUCACAAAAUUAGCUCAGAAAAAAAUGAUUCUUUAAUAAGAAAAUCAAACUUAACACAGAAGAAACAUUAUAAGAAGAUAACUGCUAGUGAAUUAUUACAAGAUACUGAUUGCAAGAUUAAAAAACUCCCAAGAAUUAAACACAUUUCUCCAAAAGUAAAAUCAGCAAAAAUUAAUACAAAAGUACUGUCAAAAUGCUCAGAAAAGCAUUUUGCUAAAUAACCUAGGCAUGAAACUGGGCCAAAUAAUUACUACACAUUCUUAUCCAAGAAAAAUGUACAGAAUUAUAACUGUUAUUAGAAAUAAUUUAAAUUUUAAAUAAUAAAUAUUUCAACCUUUUUUGUAUAUUUUUUAAAUUCAAAUAUAUUACACAGUAACUAAUAUGAUAGUUUAUUAGUAGUUAAGAUUAUCUGAUACAAAAUAUUGUCUUUAAAGAUGAAAAUUAAUAAAAAAUUAUAAAUACUAAUUAUCUUGUGAUUUAUAUCAGAAAUUUUAAAUUUUAUUCUCUAAUGGGAAUUUUACUCUACAGAAAAACAAUUUCCCGAAAUUGUUUUAAUACUUUAAUUUGUAUAUAUUACAUCAAUGUAUAAAAACAAAAUUCAGUAACUAAAAGCUAAUGAAUGUAAAGAUAUUUGAAAAUAUUAAAAAUAUACAUUGUUUAUGAAUUUUCAAGAUAAUUAAAUAAGAAAUUAUUAAACUAUAAAUAAUAGUUUGUUUAAAAAAUGCUUAA